AUGUCUGCUCCAGCUCCAGCUCCAACUCCAACUUCAGCUCCAGCUCCACCUGGUCAAUCUCAUGGUUUUGGUAUAACAAUACAUCACCAAGGUCAAAACGAUCAAAAUUCAAUUUAUCCAUCACCAGAUGGUGGAACGGGUGAUCCUAGAAAACAAUCAAUUCAUCAAGAGGAUCGCAAUGUUAUUAUCAACGAUGCAACGAGACGUGUAUCAUUAAGUGAACAUGAUAUUAAAAAUAAUCGACCAUAA
Messenger RNA from Rotaria sordida, 249 nucleotides. The record is from the annotation of a GenBank genome assembly. Lineage: Eukaryota; Metazoa; Rotifera; Eurotatoria; Philodinida; Philodinidae.